AUGAACCCCUCCUCGGCCCCGGGGCCGGAUGGCCUGCCCGUAACGUUCUUCAAAACGUUCUGGCCGACCAUCAACCCGAAGGUCAUGGCCCUGUUUGAGGAAUUCUACUCGGGCGCCAUGGAUCUUGGGCGUCUUAACUAUGGAAUCGUUACCCUCAUCCCCAAGGUCCCGGGCGCCUCCGACAUCCGCCAGUUUCGUCCAAUCACAGUGAUUAAUGUGAUAUGUGAUAUUCCGGAUCUUGGCCAAAGGGUACGCCAAUGGGUGACCCUGCUCGCUGACGCGAUUACCCAUCCGAACCAAUCCGCCUUCAUACAAGGCCGAUUUAUUCUGGAUGGUGUGCUGGUAUUCCACAAAGUCCUCCACGAGGUCCGGAUGAAACGCCAUUGGUCGGUCUUUCUGAAGCUAGACUUCCACAAAGCGUACGACAUGGUCCACUGGCCCUUCUUGCGGGAAGUGUUGCUUCGCAAGGGCUUUGACGACCAUUGGGUGACUCGCAUCAUGCAGCUUGUCCCCUGUGGCCAGACCGUUGUGAACAUCAACGGUGACACUGGGCCCUACUUCCCCACCCUUUGUGGGAUCCGUCAGGGUGACCCGUUCUCGCCGUUCCUAUUCAACAUGGUGGUUGAUGCCCUGGCAUCCAUCCUUGAUAAGGCCAAGGAUGAUGGCCAUAUCCGCGGCAUCGUCCCCCACCUAGUCAGAGGGGGAGGGGUCUCCCUCCUUCAAUAUGCGGAUGAUACCAUAAUAAUGGUGGAGGGUUCCGUCCAAGACAUUGCUAACCUGAAGUUCCUCCUCCUGUGCUUCCAACAGAUGUCGGGCCUAACCAUCAACUUCGAUAAGAGCGAAGUGAUGGUUCUUGGGUACCCCCCGGAGGAAGCACAGGCUAUUGCGGACCGACUAAAUUGUCUGUUGGGUUCUUUCCCCACGACUUACCUGGGGAUCCCCAUUAGUGACUCGCGCCUCACCGUGGCGGAUCUUCGCCCGACGGUGACCCGUUGCUCGUGUGAUCCUUAUCAACUCCUCCUUGCCAGCCUUCUAUGGUUCCUCAUGAGCUUCUAUAGCCUCCAUGAGACCCUCCAUCAGGAGAUCGCCAAAUACCAAUCCAGAUUCUUCUGGGCUGGGGAGGGGGAUAAGCAGAAGUACCAUAUGGUAAGCUGGCCCGAUAUCUGCAAACCCAAGGACCAGGGCGGUCUUGGGAUCUUGUCCUCCCGACGCAUGAACAUUGCCCUCCUGACCCGUUGGCUCUGGCGCAUUGCCAAUGGCGAUGGAGGCCUUUGGCUCACCAUCAUCCAGAACAAGUACCUUCGAGGACAGCCUCUUGCAUUCUGUCAGCGCUCGGGCGGCUCCCAGUUUUGGCAGGCCGUCGUCCAGCUGCUUCCUGUGCUUCGCAUUGGCACAUCCAUCUCGGUUGGUACUGGGUCCACGACCCUGUUCUGGUUUGAUCGGUGGAUUGGCGACCCCCUGGCCGCACAAUUUCCGGAGCUCUUCGCCAUUGCAGUUGACCCUCGUGUCUCUGUCGAGACGGCCCUUAUUGACUUAGGGCGCCUCACUUUCCGCCGCCCCUUUGGCCCGCCUGAAGUAGCCGCUUGGGAUGCCCUCCUUCAGGACAUCGCCCUCCUCCCUAUGAACGUCGCCGACACCCCGGACGCCAUCUCUUGGCGUCUGGAACCGUCCGGCUGCUUCUCCACCAAAUCACUCUACGCGGCCAUCGCCCCCUCGACGGGCCCCGAGCCCUUUAGUUUGAUUUGGGACAUUCGCCUGCCCCUGAAGAUCAGGAUCUUCCUGUGGCAAUGGAUGCGAGGCCGCCUCCCGUCCGGCGUGGAGGUCCUUAAGCGUAAUGGACCUGGUGAUGGGAUGUGCCCCCUAUGCGGCACGGCCGAGGAUGCUAACCACAUCUUCUUCUCGUGCUCCACGGCUCAGUUCCUUUGGUCCUGUUUCCGCGAGACGGUUGGGGGCCAGUGGUGCAACACCAACUUCCCUGACCUGCUUGCAGAAAUUCACGCCUCCCCCCUCGCUACCGCCAUAUUAGAUGGCUUUGCGUUGGGGUCCUUGCCUGGACGCUUUGGACCGUCCGCAAUAAGCUUGUCAUACAGAAGGUGCCUCUUCGACGUGCUACUGACGCCAUCUUUAAAAUGUGUGGAUACUUGCAGCUCUGGCGGCCGCUUGGCCCCCCCAGGACCGGGACGUCAUCAACAACCUCCUCGCCGACCUUCGAUCGAUGGCCUUCCGCUUGGCGCCCGCUUCCCCCCCCCCCCCCCCCCCCCCCGCGGAGCCCGACUAGAUGCUCUGCCGCACCCCGCGUGUGCGUGCUUUUUUGUUUUUUCAGGGCUUGUUGAGCUGUGCCCUCAGCAUUAACCCUUUAACUACCUGUCUGUACUAGACCUUUGUGUGUGUGUGUGUUUGAACUUUGUUGGAUGUUUGGCUUGGGCAGUUGCUUUAUAAUAUAAAGCGGGGCGAAAGCCUUUUUCGGUAAAUUCUUUUUCUCCACAAGGAUUCCUCAAUCACACGGAUUGGUCAGUUCAAUCUGCAAAGCAAUUAAGUGAGGCCAGCAUAACCAAAAUGGAGUACAUAAAAAGUUUUGUAGUAUAAGAAUAUCACUCCAUUUAUCUUUGUUCACUCUAGAAGUUCUAUAGUAUAAGAAUAUCACUCCUUUUAUCUUUUUUUAGUAAGAUCACUGCAUUUAUCUUUGCUCUCUCUA
This is a messenger RNA of Aegilops tauschii subsp. strangulata, 2695 nucleotides long. Lineage: Eukaryota; Viridiplantae; Streptophyta; Magnoliopsida; Poales; Poaceae. The record is from RefSeq and is a predicted model, not a curated record.